Molecule: messenger RNA, 626 nt
Organism: Funneliformis mosseae
Lineage: Eukaryota; Fungi; Glomeromycota; Glomeromycetes; Glomerales; Glomeraceae
Source: the annotation of a GenBank genome assembly
CUCAUAAAUGGGUUCUCUCUUCUGAGAAGUGUGUUGAGAAUACUUUUUUUAAACAUUAUGAGCGACUGCCAGUUGAAUCACUUCUACAUUCAUGGGUUAUUGAUCUUGAUGAUCAGAAAGUGAAGUCAUUAUUUACAACUGAAGAAUGGAAUGAAAUCUAUCUCAAUGAUAUGAUUGGAAUAGAAACCGUAAGAAAAAAAUCAUCAAGUGUAGCAGUAGCCACGAGGAAAAACAGAAAGAGAGUAUGUAUGCAUUACAAAAAGCCAGAACGUAGAAGAAUGGGUUAUCAAAUAGAUAGAAUAUUUUGGAUGUACAUUGGUGACGUUGAGUAUGGAGUAAUUGAAGUGGGCAAAAAGUUUGAUGAAACAAAACUAUUGAAUGACAGGUUUAAACUGGUGAAGACUAUGCACGAUAUCUUCAUAUAUCUAAGUAAAGAAGCCUAUUUUGAAGAAACAAAAGUAAGGCAACUUCAAGUCACUGACAUGCUUCAUAUAGAAAAUGAUCAUGGAGUGCAUAGAGAUAGUGAAUACAAGAACCUAAGAUCAAGCAGAUUUUUGCGAGAAAUAAUGGACACAGAUACUCCACCAAUUACAAUUGUUAUUCCAUGGUCUAUUGAUAUGAAAUGA